Messenger RNA from Trametes versicolor FP-101664 SS1, 2067 nucleotides. RefSeq lists its product as uncharacterized. NCBI's taxonomy places the organism in Eukaryota, Fungi, Basidiomycota, Agaricomycetes, Polyporales, Polyporaceae. Bases 63 to 1886 code for a protein of 607 amino acids. Gene Ontology annotation, cellular component: nucleus. The record is from RefSeq and is a predicted model, not a curated record. Gene Ontology annotation, molecular function: nucleic acid binding; exonuclease activity. The transcript is spliced from 9 exons.
UGAAGCGCGCUCAGGCAUCCUUGCCCGAGGACGACUCCUCGCACGCCAACAAAAGGCUCAAGAUGGACCCCGCUGCACAAGAACAGGCCGCGCAAAAUGAGGAGGGGUGGACAAAGGUCGAGAAGCGGAAAUCAAAGAAGCAAAGGAAGACGGAGAGCAAGCAAGGGGCGACUUCUCCCAAGUUUAUGUAUGCGAAGAGCGAGAUCCUCAAGCGGCGCGACGCUGUGGGCAUCAAUGACAUCCGGGAGCUCGUACUGCACCUUGCCGCGGACGCCCCGCCGUCGAGCUGGGUGAGAGUUGAGAAUCCCCGCACGAUCACGAAAGUAGUGGCUCUCCUAAUACCGGGAUUGACACCGGACAUCCUCGCGCUCCCUCCUCUGCCCACCUCCGCCACUUCGAACCCCAACGUCCCCCUCGCGGUCCCAUUACCUCCCGCGCAGCCGUCCGAGGAUGCCUCUCCCAGCGUCCCAUUCAUCUCCUCCACGUUCACAUACGCAUGUCCGACCCGCGCGCCAGGCGACCAGACACGAAUGCACUCGGUGCUCAACGCGUUCUUCCAAGGUCCCGUUACCGGGGAAGAGCGGAAGAGGCGGCUCACGGAGCGUCUGACUUCAGAACGGGCGCAAGAAAAGUCGCCGAUGCGGUAUCUCCUCACGAAAGAGUUGAUGAUCGAGAACGGCUACCCCAUGCCCUCGUAUCUCGCAGAGACGUUCGAGAAACCGGCAGGGUGGGUGGAGACGAAAGUUGCUGCGGCAGAUGACUUGUUGUCGACAACUCCCGCGGGUGAGGUACCGCGAAUAUAUGCGAUGGAUUGCGAGAUGUGUAUGACGGAGGAGGGCAAGCAACUCGCCCGUGUGUGCCUCAUCGAAUAUGCGUCGGGAAUCGUGAUCUACGACCAGCUCGUGAAGCCUGGAAAGCCCGUCGUAGACUAUCUGACACGAUGGUCGGGCAUCACCGCGGAGGGACUCAGCAAAGCAACUGCCACGUUCGAAGAGGUACAGGCGCACGUCCUCUCCGUGCUCUCCGCGACGCCCACGCCCGUACUUCUCGGUCACUCGCUAGAAUCCGACCUGAACUCGCUCAAGAUCUGCCAUCCGCGCUGUAUCGACACCGCUGUGAUCUUCCAUCACCCGCGCGGGCGGCCGCUGAAGCCCGGCCUCGCAUGGCUCACGAAGAAGUGGUGUGGGCGCGAGAUCCAGAACCGCGGCGAGGGCGGGCACGACCCCGAGGAGGACGCGCGCGCGUGCGUAGAUCUGCUCCGCAAGAAGGUGGACAACGGUCCGGGAUUCGGCGAGUUCAAGGUCGACAUGGAGUCCAUCUUCGAGCGCAUGUCGCGGGCACGCGGCGGCACGGUGAAGAGCGCGGUCGUGGACCACGGGAGCCCCGCCGCGUGGCACGGGCAGAAGGCGACGACGUGCGUCGCGUGCAAGAGCGACGACGAGGUGCUCAACGGCCUCGUCGACUCGAUAGAGUCGCACCAGUUCCUCUUCGGGCGCUUCACUGCGCUCGCAGACGCGCGAGGGUGGAUCACGGCCAAGGCUACAGGCGACAUCCCGCUCGACUCCGUACCUGCAACACCCGCCGUCGACCCGUCCCCAGCGGAGCUGCGUCCGGUCCUCUCCACACUUGACAACCAGCUGCGGCAGCUAUACGCUGCGCUGCCCGCGCGUACCGCGCUCGUGCUGUUCACCGGGCAUGCAGACCCACGACGGAUGGCGGAGCUGAACGCGCGCAAAUCGGCGUUCGAGGGUGCGCUGCGCAUGGGCAAGAACGUCGAGGAGCUGGGGCCGGAGUCGCGGUGGACGACUGCGGACGGGCGCGAGCUCGAGGAGGAGGUGGAGAAGGCGAAGCGGGGCCUGUUGUUCCUGGGCGUCAAGGCUGGGUGAUCAUCUGUCUCCCGAGAACCUCGAGCUCAUGUACGUCGCGCACAACCCUUUCUCGACGUCUUGAACGCACCGCUGGCCAUCGCACUACGAUGCUUGGUAGGAUUGGAAUGCCGGCACUAUAGGUUUACGUACUUGUGGGCCGCAAUAGACGCGCUGCGGUUGCUUUCCUCUCUUGGACCGC